UGCCCAAAAUGCUUGUCCCUUCUGUUCAAUUUUCCACAUUGUCCUUUUUUAGCAGCAAAUAUCUGAGUUGUUAUGAGCUUAGAUAACAGGUAGGACUUAGGAGGAACCAUUGGCUCCGAGAGUUAUUAGCUAGCAACCGCAAACUUAGCAACCCCCUCUAAAUUGGUCCCUUCAUAAACCACCGUGAUAACAAAUCACCCUCAUUCAGUUUAUGCCUCUUGAUUCUGUUGCCACCUUCCAAACAACCCUCCACCACUCUUCACCGCCUUAGUUCCGAUCGCCCUACCGCCACAGCCACCGCCACCAUAAAUUACUUCCUGGUUACUACACAUAGUAACAACUUUUUUUUAUAUGGUAUAAUUUAUUUGGAACUCAGGAAUUAACCUGUGCAUCAAGGAGUUUGAUACACACACCCCAUCUUAUUAUAUACUUUAUUUCAUAACGUGUAUGCAGAGUAUUAUCUACCACGUGGGCAUAAAAAUUAAGCAAUUGGCCUAUGGAGAGAAAAUUGAUGAAAUUAAACACAUAGCAAGAAGUUGAAGUAAUUUCUUUAAUUGCCAUCAAGUUUUGGAAGGAGUUGGAGCUUGAUGGAGGGUAUGGCAAACAUUUGUGAUGAUGCAACCGAGGGCGACAAUGCGUUCCUAACCAUGUUUGGUGGCGAUGAAAGUGGUGGCAGUGGCGGUAGCGAUGGCAGAAGCGGUGGUGAUCAGGGUGGUGGCAAUGUGGAGGAUGUGGCUCUGAAGAAGGGUCCUUGGACAACUGCAGAGGAUGCUAUUCUAACGGAUUAUGUGACAAAACAUGGUGAAGGGAAUUGGAAUGCAGUGCAGAGGAACACGGGGUUGAAUAGAUGUGGCAAGAGUUGUAGGCUCAGAUGGGCUAACCAUUUGAGGCCCAAUUUGAAAAAGGGUGCAUUCUCACCUGAGGAAGAAAAGAUCAUUGUUGAUCUUCAUUCACAGUUUGGCAACAAAUGGGCCAGAAUGGCUGCUUUGUUGCCUGGGAGAACAGACAAUGAAAUCAAGAACUAUUGGAACACAAGGAUUAAACGCCGCCAAAGGCAGGGUCUCCCUCUCUAUUCAGAUGAGCAUGAUCAUAACCAUCGUUCCACAACACCAACCUCUCCCACCACACCUUCCCCAUGCCUCACACCAACAGGAUCAAACCCCAACAUUGCCACAAGUUUUGAGUUCUUCAAUCAAAACCAACAACAACAACAACAAUACCAACACCAAUACCAAUACCAACAACAACAACACCCUCUAUCUCCAACUGCAUCUCAUCAUUCCCCUCUCAGUUCCCCUCUUCAACACAGACAACCCUUCACCUCUUCAUCACCUCACAAUUUCUUAGACCAUUCACCUCUUCCACUCUCCUCCUCUUCACCCUCCCCUCUCUCCUUCUCCUUCCAAAAACCAGCACCAAUGCUAAGCACCCCUCUUCGCUUCAAGCGCUACCGCACCUCUCCAAGCUACAACAACCACCUCUCUGACCCUCCUCUCACCACCCAAUUCCCUCACCUUGAUGGAUUCAGGUUCCCAGUUUCUUCAGGCUUUUCUCAGUUUUUUCAGCCCUCUUUAUUAGACUCCGAUCGAGGCGUUUCUUCUUCCUCCUCUUUGGCUUUCCAACCCAAGUUGGAGCUCCCUUCAAGCCAGUAUUAUAAACCACCCCAUGAGCAAGACAUUAAGCUUGACAUUGAGUUCAAUGAUCCUUCUUUUCAAAGUAGUAGUAGUGGCUUUCUGGGGGAUCUUCUCUUCGAGGCUCAGGCAAUGGCUUCAGGCCAAAACUCAAAGAAACGAGGUUACUUGAGUUUGAAUGAGAGAAAUGAUGUGUUUGAUGCAUGCCAAAGCUUUGAGAACUUUCCAUCUAGCUCUCUUUACUGGCCUUCUUCAACUUCUGAACCAAAACCAAAGGAAGAGGCACCGGACUUCAGUAAAUUCAUGAAUGAGGAGGUGUCAUCAUUGCUUACAGUGGUUCCAUCUUCCAGUAUGCAUGGUCAUGAGUGGCACAAUAACAGUGCCACAGAAGUGUCCAAUGUCCAAUCGUCUGGUAGUGGCAAGACAGAUGACAAUUUUGUACUUGAUAUCAAACCCAUAACUUCAUUGUUUCCUCUCUCCAACACCGCAAGCCAUGAUGAAAACCAAGGAUGCUACUCUUGGGACAAUUUACCUGGUCUCUUCUAAGCCAAUAUUAAAAGUGAAGAAUUUACGAUGCUCAGUCAGUUUUAAUAAAGCCCGAGCUAAUUAAGGAAAGAAGAAUUAAUUAAAGAAACAAGCUUACUGAGAAAAGCAGGCUAAUUAAGGAAAGAAGACUAAUUGAGGAAUGCUAGACUAAUUAAGAAAAGAAUAAUAAUUAAGGAAAGCAUGACUAAUUAAAAAAAGUAAAGGCAGACUUACUGCAAAAGAAGAAGAAAGAAGAAGAAAAAGACACAGAAAUUUCAGGAGAAUACAAUUUCCUAUAAAAGACAAAGGCUCGAAGUAGGAGAAGCAAACAUCGGGAGUCAUUUCUUCCUUCCAUUCCCUUUCUUAUUUUUUCCCCCUUUACUAAAUAUUUUCCUCUUGCAAUUGUAAAACCUCUAUGACAAUGAGAGGCUAAACCCUCUUUGUUGAGAAUUCUUAUCUAUUUAUGAAUGUUACA
Messenger RNA from Glycine soja, 2631 nucleotides. Its product is annotated as transcription factor MYB101-like. The transcript has 4 exons. The record is from RefSeq and is a predicted model, not a curated record. NCBI's taxonomy places the organism in Eukaryota, Viridiplantae, Streptophyta, Magnoliopsida, Fabales, Fabaceae. Bases 588 to 2177 code for a protein of 529 amino acids.